This is a messenger RNA of Danio rerio (zebrafish), 1734 nucleotides long. RefSeq names its product zDHHC palmitoyltransferase 16a (gene zdhhc16a). Gene Ontology annotation, cellular component: membrane; endoplasmic reticulum membrane. The record is from RefSeq and is marked validated. Gene Ontology annotation, molecular function: protein-cysteine S-palmitoyltransferase activity; palmitoyltransferase activity; acyltransferase activity. Lineage: Eukaryota; Metazoa; Chordata; Actinopteri; Cypriniformes; Danionidae.
AGAUGAAAUCAAAGGGGGUAAAAACAACUGCUUCCAUUUAUUUUCUCCAUCUGUCUCCCGAAAUAAUCAGCGGUAUCAUGAGUUGAGUUUAUCCCAAUUUUAGGACAAGAUCGAGGGAAGGGGCUGAACAUGCAUCCCUGCUCUUCUGUCCUGCACCUGCUGCUGAGAUGCAUGCGCGGGUGUUGCAGACACACUCGAAGUCGCGUGCCCAGAAGACUGAGGAGACAUGUCAGCUAUAUCAGACUCAUCUUCAAGUCCCUUUAUUUUAACUCGCUCACUAACUCUGAUGUGGUGACGGACUCCAUUCUUGAACCAGUGUUUUGGAUGGUGGAGGUUGUCACACGCUGGUUUGGAAUGGUUUUUGUGUUUUUAGUAGUAGCUCUUACCAGUUCUGUGGUUUUCAUCGCUUACUUCUGUCUUCUACCGUUGGUCCUGCACACAUAUUCUCCUGGAUGGAUGAUAUGGCACAUCUGUUACGGGCACUGGAAUUUGGUCAUGAUAGUCUUCCAUUACUACAAGGCCACAAAAACUCCCCCUGGAUACCCUCCAAAGAUGAAAACUGACGUCCCAUUUGUGUCUGUCUGUAAAAAGUGCAUCAUUCCUAAACCAGCACGAAGUCAUCACUGUGGUAUCUGUAAAACAUGUAUACUAAAAAUGGAUCAUCAUUGCCCUUGGCUUAACAACUGUGUUGGUCAUUUCAAUCAUCGUUACUUCUUCUCCUUUUGUCUCUUUUUGACUUUGGGCUGCAUGUACUGUAGCGUCAGCGGUCGGCAUCUCUUUAUCGAUGCAUACAAUACUAUAGAUCAAUUGAAGCAUUUGGAAGCAGAGAAACAGGGUGUUCCAGUGACGGGGAUUGGGUUGCUCAUUGGCAUUGUCCCGUCAGCAGGUGUGGCUGGGAAGGCAGUACAGGUGGCUCAGGAGGUUUCGCAACCUCCGUACACCUACAAGGACAGAAUGUUUCACAAGAGUGUUAUCUACAUGUGGGUCCUUACAAGCACUGUGUCUGUCGCUCUUGGAGCUCUCACUCUGUGGCACGCUCUACUCAUCACCCGUGGAGAAACCAGCAUUGAGCGCCAUAUAAACGGCAAAGAGGCCAAACGUUUGGCUAAACGUGGAAGGGUCUACCGGAAUCCUUUCAGUUAUGGCAAACUAAACAACUGGAAAGUGUUCUUUGGUGUAGAGAAGAGAAGUCAUUGGCUGACACGUGUUCUCUUACCCUCUGGACAUGCUCCUUACGGUGAUGGACUGACAUGGGACAUUUACCCUCUUAAAAAAGACAUGAUGCCAGUUUGAGAUUUGAAAAGACUUGACAGUGUGAGUUAAUGAUGCCAGUCUCACCCGCUGUGCCAAGGCUGAAUGCAGAACCAGAACCCGGAGAACACAGGAGUCUGAAGAGCCCAGAUUUACCCAGUGAUCUCACUCAAUGACUUUUGCUCUUUCUGGCCAAAUGAAAGGGCUGUCCUCAAAAAAUACCCUACAUUUUUUGGAUGUUUUCUAUCAUUUUUUUAAAUAAUGAAAUCCAUGGCAGUUGUCUGUGCUAUCAGUGGAAGAUAAUGUGCUUAAAGCAGGGUUAGUAACCUUGUAGGGCUUAUGUAAAUAGUAUUUUUAAAUCUUUAUUUAUGACAUGUACAAUAUCGCUAUUUAAAUGCACUGAAAUCCAUUUCCAAAGUCAACCAUGUCUGAAAACUUCCCUAGGAUUUUAUUACAUUUAAAAUAAAUGUUUUUUUCACAGCA